GCGGCUUGGGCUUGCGCUGCGCUUCGCGCGCCCCCCGCCCCCCUCUAUGAGGCAGAGGCCGCGGCGGCCGUUAGCGCUGUCGCUCCGGGGGCCGCGGCGGGCGGGGCUCCGGCGGGGCCCGGCCGAGUCCCCACCCCAGCCCGGCUCCCAGCCGCCCGCCCUCCCUCCCUCUCCCCGAUGCAGGGGGCCGAGCUCCGGGAUGGCGAGGCGGCGGCAGCGGCCGCUUCGUACCGCGUCUUGAGCCGCCUCCUAGGCUACGGAGAGGCGGCCCCCGAGCCAGGCCUGCCGCCGCCGUCCCCGAGCCAUGGCCCCCCGCCGCCACCCUUCCUCUCGCGGUCCGGCCCGCGGGGCUCCCGGCCGCCUCAGCUGAUGGUGUUCCGCAACGUGGGUCGGCCGCCUGAGGAGGAGGACGCGGAGGCGGCCCCGGAGUCGCGAUCCUCGGAACUGCUGUGUCCCCGGCACCGCUGUGCCCUGGACCCCAAGGCCCUGCCGCCGGGGUUGGCACUCGAGCGGACCUGGGGCCCCGCGGCUGGACUAGAGGCGCAGUUGGCAGCUCUAGGGCUUGGGCAACCGGUGGGGCCAGGGGUCAAGACGGUCGGUGGGGGUUGCUGCCCGUGCCCGUGCCCCCCGCAGCCGCCCCCUCCCCAGCCGCAGCCGCCUGCUGCCACCCCACAGGCCGGGGAGGACCCCACAGAAACAAGCGACGCGCUCCUGGUCCUAGAGGGGCUAGAAUCGGAGGCCGAGAGCCUGGAGACUAACAGCUGCUCGGAAGAGGAGCUCAGCAGCCCGGGCCGUGGAGGAGGCGGCGGCGGCCGACUUCUGCUGCAGCCCCCAGGCCCUGAAUUACCCUCGGCGCCCUUCCCGUUGCAGGACUUGGCCCCUCCAGGGCGCCUGAGUAGAGGGGAACAGCAGCAGCAGCCUCCCCCGCCACUACCACCUCCGGGGCCCCUCCGGCCACUCGCAGGCCCUUCUCGGAAGGGGUCAUUUAAAAUCCGCCUCAGUCGUCUCUUUCGCACGAAGAGCUGCAAUGGUGGCUCCGGCGGUGGGAAUGGGACCGGCAAGAGGCCUUCUGGAGAGCUGGCUGCUUCAGCUGCGAGCCUGACAGACAUGGGAGGCUCUGCGGGCCGGGAGCUAGACGCGGGGAGGAAAACCAGGUUGACAAGAACUCAAAGUGCCUUUUCUCCGGUCUCCUUCAGCCCCCUGUUCACAGGUGAAACAGUGUCACUUGUGGAUGUGGACAUUUCUCAGCGGGGCCUGACCUCUCCACACCCUCCAACUCCCCCUCCUCCUCCAAGAAGAAGCCUCAGCCUUCUAGAUGAUAUCAGUGGGACGCUGCAUUCAUCUGUCCUUGUGGCUCCGAUGGGGUCUUCCUUGCAGUCUUUCCCCCUACCUCCGCCUCCUCCACCCCAUGCCCCAGAUGCAUUUCCCCGGAUUGGUCCCAUCCGAGCAGCUGAAUCCCUACACAGCCAACCUCCCCAGCACCUCCAGUGUCCCCUCUACCGGCCUGACUCAAGCAGCUUUGCAGCUAGCCUUCGAGAGUUGGAGAAAUGUGGUUGGUAUUGGGGGCCGAUGAAUUGGGAAGAUGCAGAGAUGAAGCUGAAAGGGAAACCAGAUGGUUCUUUCUUGGUACGAGACAGUUCUGAUCCUCGUUAUAUCCUGAGCCUCAGUUUCAGAUCACAGGGUAUCACCCACCACACUAGAAUGGAGCACUACAGAGGAACUUUCAGCCUGUGGUGUCAUCCCAAGUUUGAAGAUCGCUGUCAAUCUGUUGUAGAGUUUAUUAAAAGAGCCAUCAUGCACUCUAAGAAUGGGAAGUUUCUCUACUUCUUAAGAUCCAGAGUUCCAGGACUUCCACCAACUCCUGUCCAGCUGCUCUAUCCAGUGUCCCGUUUCAGCAAUGUCAAAUCCCUCCAGCACCUUUGCAGAUUCCGGAUCCGGCAGCUUGUCAGGAUAGAUCACAUCCCGGAUCUCCCACUGCCUAAACCUCUGAUUUCUUAUAUCCGAAAGUUCUACUACUAUGAUCCUCAGGAAGAGGUGUACCUGUCUCUAAAGGAAGCGCAGCUCAUUUCCAAACAGAAGCAGGAGGUAGAACCCUCCACGUAGCGAGGGAGGGGCCCCCUGCUAAUCGCCACCAACGGCAUUUGGUUGCCAAGUUCCAGUUUUGAAGAACCAAAUGAAGCUACCAUGACGAAAAUCAAGAGGGAAUAGGAAGGGUUGGGAUUCUUUGCGCAAAAAGUUUGGUUCCCCUUCACAGCCCUGGGGCUUGGAAGAAGCACACAACCAUAAUACUCUGAGUGGGGGCUCCACUGCUCACGUCCACUCGUGCGGCGUCCUAGAACUGGAAAAGCUCCUUGGAAAACUGGAAGAAGUCUCAACACUGUUUCUUUUUUAGAACUUUUGAUUUUGAUGUUUGUAUUUCUUGGUAUGGAAAAAUUAAUCUCGAAGGCAGCUGGAAUUUGUACUCAUUGGAUUAAAAGUGGUAUGAGGAGUGAGCAGGUCCAAAGAAGGGGAGGGAGGAGAGCAGUCAUGAAGCUGGUGCCAAAGGCAGAGUUAGAGUCUCCACCAGGGACCUUGAAGAAGGCAGGAGCAAACAGGAUUAGAGGUGUCUGAGGGAAGGUGAAUAUGCUUCUCAUUGCCAUGGGUAAUCUCAGUAGGAGCAGGAGAGAAAGGAGGAUGGGUGGUCUUAAAGAGAAGAUUAUUGAACACAAACUGGCAAAUGGUCUUUGCUGUGGAAAGUAGUGAUACCCUGCAUCCUUUCAUUUUAAGAUUUAAGAAAAUGAUUUUGGAAUCAACUUUCAUGGAAGCUGUAUUAGUUUCAUUCUGUUUAUUCCUUAAGCUCUGUGACCUGAAAUUAACCCUGUUCUUCUUACAUCCUCAGCCCAUUACCCCUGGAGAUAACUAUACAUUUCACUGUGGUCAUGGUAACCUCAUUUCUAUUGCUUCUGCCAGCUGUCAGGGCAAUAGUGUUUCUCAUCACCUGAGCAGUUCAGAGCCAAUCAUGGGCUGCUGAGGUUAAUGAAGCAUGCUUCUAGAUUCUUAAUGGCAAAUUGUACCCAUGACUUAGGAGUCAGCGUUACUUCCAUGUGUCUGUCAGCUAGUGAGAGGGAAUGUGGAGGAAGGUGAGAAACAAAACUAUGGAUAGCUGUGCUCUUCCUAGAGAAAGCUCUCUAGCAAUUCAACCCUAAAAGGAUUUCCUUAGAUCAGAGGAGAAAAGUAUCACAUCUCCUGUUUUUAGGCUAUUGUCCCACUUCUGGGAUGGGAGGUGGCAAUAGCUUCUUAAUUUUCCUUUGUUUAGACUGGCAACCCAAACAUGUCCUGAAGCAUGUAUGUUGGCCUUCCAUUCAUUGGGAAGUCUGUUAGAUGCUGAUUUGAGAGUUGUCUGUCUUCCUGGUAGAUGUGGGGGGGGGGUGGAGGGGAGAAAAACUCCAGUGGUCUUUUAAUUGUUUCUGCAGCUGGCCAUUGACAAAUUAUAUGACAUUUAUGGUGUGCUUUCCUAUGGAGUUACUCUGGGGAGAGGUUUGUUAUUGAAAUGUGACAAUUGAGCUGUUGGGUCUUUAUUAGUCUUGCAGUAAGUUUUCCAUGAAAUUGCCUCAUUUGGGUUCCCCGUAUUUAUAUUUGCUUCAUCUCACAAGAUAAAUAAUGUCAGGUUUAUGGUUUCCUGAUGGUUUGGGGUGAGGCUCCAGUGUCUUGAUAAUUUAUAGAACUGCCUGUCUGGAAGCAUUGGGCCUAAUGUCCUGCAGGGAAUGACCAGCUUCUCCUACUAGCUGAAAAGGGAGGAAACUUGUAUCAUUAUCUGGCUAUAAAGAGGUGGCCUAUAAGAUGAGCUUUGCAGCAUAAACACAGCCCAUCUCUGAUUCACUAUGUGGUACCUCUUCUCUCCUUGGCUUCCAUGACAGUAUUAUCUACCAAGUAAGAUUGUGAUUCCAGAAAUUGGCUUACCCUGUGAGUCUUGCCUAUGGAGAGGGCAUGUGACUCUCCAUUUUGCAGAAAGUAUCACCCCACUGUAAAGCCUGAAGUCUGGAAUUCAUUGAGAUCCUCAAAUGGCUAAUAGGCAACUGGAUCUUUUUUAUUUGUCCCAUUUCAGCCAAUCAUAAUUUUAAAAUUAUUUUUUGGUGUGUGUUUGUCUGGCUUGGUACUGGAUAAUGCGGAAAACAUAGAGGUGGAAGGCAUGAUCUGUGGCAUAAGGGAGCUUUUAGGUGACUGCCACACAUGAAGCAAUUGGAAAAUGAUUCAUUGUGGCAGAAAAUCAAGAACUGUCUUUAACGAUGAUUGGAGUUAAAGACUAGAUGAUGUGGGCAAGGUCCAUGCUGAUGAGGCUUUGGCUUAUAGGUGAGGGCAAAACAAUGAGAUGAGAAACACAUGAACAAAAAAUAAGGAAGCAGAAGUCUACAUGGCAUGUACUGAAGAAUACACAGUCCUAUUGGAGCAACCAUGUUCAAGAAUCCUUUUCCAGUGCAGUGGUCUAUACUGAGACUUCAGUCAUCAGGUCUUCAUAGUAUGGUAGAGCCCAAAGCUGGAAGUCAUAAGGGUUCAAGCCAUCAUCAGGAACUUCAGCUCAUGUGCGGGAGGCAGAGCCUCUGCACCUCCUUGGGACUGGGGUUUCUACUGGAGAACUUGUACACUCAGGUAUAAAACCAAACUAGCUGAAGAGGCAUGACCCAACCUCCCCAGCCACCUCUCACCUCCUGGGAGGGUAGUGUUUAAUUGACUGUGAUCUGUGCUGAAGUUCCUUAGAGUGGGCCAAAACAGAGGAGACCAACUCCAUGGGGCAUGGGUGUUUGCUGCCUGCGUGGGUGGCCUUGUGUAGAGCAAGUUAGGUGAAGGGGAGGUGCAGGGCUCAGCUUGUUUUCUGGGGACAUGGUCAGAGAGGGAACAGGAAUAGCAGGGCCAGUGGUUAGCACUUGCCCUUCCCCUCCCUUGGCCAGCCUACCCAUUUUGCCAGCUGUGCAGCACUAAUUGAAAUGCAGUCUACAGAGGGAACACAUUCCUUUCUGGUUGUUGUAUAGUCACAAACUGAAAAAGGCACUCACUUCUAGGGACCCACUGUUGAUUGGGUUAAUGUCAGUAGUCCCAGGCCCAGCAUGUGUAACCGUCACUUGUUUAUGACUGAUCUACUGUAACCUUCCUUAGGUCAGGUGAGCUGACAACUACUGCUGCAGUUGCUCAACUAAUGUGAGCUGGUGACAACUACUGCUCCAACUUGCUGUUUCUUGAAAUUUGUGUGCUGUUUUCAGAGCAUGGGAAUAGUUUUGGUAUGGGAGACUGGAUAAAUGGAUGACAGCUGGCUCUUAAGGGAGUUUGGGACCAUUGGUGAUGACCUUGCCCUGGUCACCUGCCCAUGCCCCAUGAAGUGAAUAUAACACCCUGGAAUGGGAGGCAUGUGGAAGAAAGGCUUGGCCAAAGGGAGCUCACCUCCUGCUCCUUCCUCCUUUCCUGCUUCUCACUUGGGCUGAUCAUGUAAGCCCCUUCUUGAGCCUGGCAGUGAUGUCGAAGCAGCUGCAAAUUCCCUAUAACACAUUCAGGAAGAACUGGGGAAAGCGGCUGGUUAGAGUUUCCAGACCCAGGGUGAGAGAUUGGAGUAGAGCUAAAAGUACCCUGGGGUGCUGGCCCUGUCAGCUCUCACCUCUGGUCUCAGUAGAAAGUGGAGAGAGGAGGGACAUUGUCCUUAUGUAACAUCCUUCCCUUCCCUGCUGCCUCUGCUGUAGCUUUGGACCCCUGAGUACAGCAAGUUAGAUAAAUGGGAAGUUGGUGGUUGAGGCCCUGGGAGGUAGCUGUGUGGCUGCUGAAAGGUGGUCUAAAAGUCUGUGUGAGUGUGUGUGUAUGUAUGUAUGUACGUGUGUGCGUGUCUUCAUUUGCCUAAGUCUUGCUGCCAGUUGGGGUGUUGAGCGCAUCUCCAGUGGAAGAAGACCCUGCAUUUGUUUUUUACUUUUAAGAGAAUGACAUGCCCCCUGUCAGCAAGGGAGGAGCUUUUGAGUUAGACAUUUUCCCUAUGGGAAUCCUCUUGGUUUGGUUUGUGGGAAAGGGGGGAAUGGAUGAGUGAUUUUUAUCUCUAAUUGUCAACACAGCUGUUCUUACACUGAAUUUGUGCUAUUGCAUACAUGUAGCCAUCUUUCUUUUCACUGCAGCAGUGUUUAUCAGUAGUUCAAAAUGAUUUAUUUGCUCCUGGGGAGUAAAACCUUUUUUAUUAAAAAAGAAAAAGAAAAAAAAAAAGUGUGCCCCCACCUACACCUAUGAUAGCUAUAGGAUAUUGGGCUACAAAGGUCAAGUCUGCAAGUCCCUGUGAUAUAUCCUGUUUUGACGUUGGCGCCUUCAUGCUCAGCACAAACGAACAGGAAGUCUUGGGAGGAGUGAGAUGGGGGUUGGAUCAUAGUCACAGGCCAUGGGGACUCAGGUACUGCAGUUAGAAAAAUAGAGUGAUGAGUUGUAUUUAAAAUGUUGAUUCUCUAAUCUGCCAGAAAAAGACCUUUCUUUACGUGCAGAUUUCUUAUUGUCCUUGUCCUUUUCAUUGCUUCUUGACCUUCCUGGUAGGUGUCACCCAGUUUCUUCCUGUUCCCUUCCUGUUUCUCUCUACACCUUCUUCCAUCCCUCUCCACUCCCAUCUACCUCCCGGGAAGCCAGUCCUGCAUGCUGAAUUUGUAACAUGCCUUCACUCCAUUUCAUCUUUAGAGGGUUUAGAGGGUACUUGGAACCACUCUCUUUCCCCUUCCCACUCCCUCUUCUGCAACGCCAAGAGGCAUCUAGGGGCAGGCAAAAAGCCAGCCAUUGGUGGGAAGACAUGCAUGUUUGGUUGCAGCUGGACUGCAAUCGUAGUUGCUUCUGGAGAUAAGAGUGUAAGGAAGGCUUGGACACUCUCCUUUAGAAUCUGGGAUAAUCACAAACCACACAGCCCCUCUCAGAGUUGCGUCCUUAGCUCCCUAAUCAGCUCAGGGGGAGUGGGAAGGCUGGUCUGAAUACUCCCAUCUCUGGUGCUCUCUUGGACAGGGGCCUGCCCUUCACUCUUGGGCCCAGAACUUUGUCCAAGGGAUAGGCAGGGUCUAGGCACCACUCUGGGUAAACCAGUUGUUGGAAUGCCCAAACUGGUGCUGCCUGUGGCACAGCCACUGCUGUACAUUUUUGGUUUUUAAGAAACUCAAAGAGGGGUGUCAUUCUGGGCUCAGGGUGGUUGCCAGUUCUUCCCCAGAAGGGGUACCCCACCCCACUGCAACCACUUCUGUCCCCUUUAGCCCCCCUGCCCUCCAAGCCAAAGCAUGGCCUGGCUUUUGUCUUCCCAUUUAGUUGUCCCCCUUUACUCUCCCUUUUUGUGCUUAAUUUAUUAAAAUAGUUGCUGUAUAAUUUAUUUUCAUAAGCUAUAAAAAAUUACUAAAUGGUUAAAAUAGACUUGCAGGCCAAUCUUAAAUGGGGUGGGAGGGUCUGAGGGCGGGAUGGGAAAGAUGUUUUGAUAUAAACAAAACAAUGCACUUUGGGUGUGUUUUGGUAUUUUUCUGGGGAUGGAAGGGGUGGGCGUUGGGAUGUCCCUAUAGAUUAGUUCCAGAAUGGGGUGUCUGUAUAUACUGUAUUCAUAGGCAUGUUUGACUCUCAUAAAGGGACAUUAGUAGCUGCUGCAGGUACUGUUUGGAAACCCCAUGUGCAAUUCCCAGUUUUUUGUAAGUGUCAGUGCGGGAGACAUUUGACUCUUGUGUUUGUAUCUCCUUUUUAUGAUUGCUGUACCGACCCAUGUCUUUUUGGGGAGGGUAAAAAGAGAUUUGAAAUAAAAAUGUUUAGAAAUUA
Messenger RNA from Nycticebus coucang (slow loris), 7767 nucleotides. RefSeq names its product suppressor of cytokine signaling 7 (gene SOCS7). Lineage: Eukaryota; Metazoa; Chordata; Mammalia; Primates; Lorisidae. Gene Ontology annotation, molecular function: 1-phosphatidylinositol-3-kinase regulator activity. Gene Ontology annotation, cellular component: phosphatidylinositol 3-kinase complex. The record is from RefSeq and is a predicted model, not a curated record. Gene Ontology annotation, biological process: intracellular signal transduction; phosphatidylinositol phosphate biosynthetic process. The coding region runs from base 178 to 2103 and encodes 641 amino acids. The transcript has 10 exons.